AUGGAUCAACAUUUAAUACUGCUGAAACAGUUUGUUGACAACGUCAGAAAAAAUACGGACAUCCUACAUGAACCCUCACUAGGGUUCUUCCGUGAAUUUCUGGAAGAGUUGGGUGCAAAAAUCCCGCCAAUGAAGUCCAAGACGGAGGGAACUAGCGGAACACCUCCUAAGACAGAAGCGAAAGAACCAGAACCUGAGCCGAUGGAGGAAGAACCACCAAUUCCAUUCCCAUCUGACAUUGACAACUCCGGAGUGAUUGAGGAAGAUCGUGGGGAUCCGCUCCCGAUGGGUGAUCCGAACAAAGAGGCCACCGAUGAGGAGAUUGAGAGGGCCAAUGAGGAGAGGGACAAAGCUAUGGCUGCCUUUUCUGAAGGCAACUUCGAAGACGCCGUUAAGCACUUCACGGAUGCGAUUGAACUGAACCCGGGAUCAGCUAUACUGCAUGCCAAGAGAGCAAAUGUACUCCUGAAGUUGAAGCGUCCACGUGCAGCCAUUGCCGACUGCGAUAAGGCAAUCUCUAUCAACCCUGAUUCAGCGCAGGGCUACAAGUUUAGAGGAAGAGCAUACCGUCUCCUUGGUAAAUGGGUUGAAGCGCAUUCUGAUCUCGCAACAGCUUGCAAAUUGGACUACGAUGACGUUGCCAACGAAUGGCUCAAAGAAGUCGAACCUAAUCGAAACGUUUAUUUCUGCAUGAGCAAAAAUUCUAUAAAUUAUGCGAAGCAGAAACACAUUUCCUGCCAGGUCGGUGGAAAAGUGAUUCACUAG
Messenger RNA from Necator americanus (New World hookworm), 765 nucleotides. RefSeq lists its product as uncharacterized. The record is from RefSeq and is a predicted model, not a curated record. Gene Ontology annotation, molecular function: protein dimerization activity; Hsp70 protein binding. NCBI's taxonomy places the organism in Eukaryota, Metazoa, Nematoda, Chromadorea, Rhabditida, Ancylostomatidae. The transcript is spliced from 8 exons. Bases 1 to 765 code for a protein of 254 amino acids.